GCUCAGGCUCCACCCCUUUUACGAGCAUCGGACACCUUCAGCAAAACAAAGCAUGUGUCGCUCCGCAACAUUGUUUCUCCUCUGAACGUGCGCAAAUAUCAAGGAUUUUAUUCGCAGGAUUUUAUUUUGGUGCUAUUUCCUUUCCCCUCUUCUUUGAUGCUAAUCCCACAGUAGUGGCUACCAUGACAACAGAGGCAAGCGCGGUGAGCGAGGCAGACACUGAGGGCAGGCAGAAGACCAGCGGCGCCGAGCCCGAACCCGAACCGGAGAGCAAGCAGAAGCCGGAGGCGGCGGCGUCUGAGCCGGAGGGGGAGCAGUCGAGCAAGAAGGCCCAGGAGCAGGCCUUAGAGCCUGGGCCCGCAGACGUCGCUACCUCCCCCGAGGAGGAGCAGCUGAAACCUCGCACCAGAACCUCCGCUGGAAAGGGCCUGUCCCGGCUCUUCUCCAACUUCCUCAAGCGCCGCUCGCAGUGCUCCGAGGGAGAGGGCUUCGAGGUAGAGAAAGCAAAAGAGGAAAAGGCGGACAAAGAGGAAAAAGCUGACAAGGCAGAAGAGGAGAAGGUGGAAGAGGUGAAAAGUGACGACAAGGAGGCUAAAGCUGAGGAGGAAAAAACCGAGGUCACAGAAGUGAAGAAGAAGGAGGGAAAAGUAGAGGAAAAAGAGGAGAAAAAGAAAGUGGAAGAAAAGGUUGAGAAGAAAGGAAGUAAAAAGAAAAAGAAAGAAGCCAAGAAGAAAGCAGAGGAGAAGGAUGAGGAGAAAGUGACCAAGGAGGAGACGAAAAAGGAGGAGGAGAAGUUGAAAAAGAAAGAGGAAGCAAAAGAGGAGGAGAAACCAACUGUAGAAAAGAAGGAGGAAAAACAGGAGAAGAAAGAAGAAGAAGAAGAAGAAGAAGAAGAAAAGAAGGAGACUGCUGAAGCUAAAGACAAGGGGGCGGAGGCUGGAAAGAAAGAGGAGGAAAAAGUUGACAAGAAGGUGGCAAAGAAGAAAGAAAAAGAGGAAAAGGUAAAGAAAAAGGAGGAGGAGAAGGCGAAAAGGAAAGCAGAGGAAGAGGAGAGGAUAAAAAGAGAGAAGAAGAGAAAGCAAAGAAGAAGGAGGAAGAAAAAGCCAGAGAGGCCGAAAAAACGAAGAAGAAAGAGGAGGAAAAGCCAGCUCAAGAGGAGGAGGAGAAGGGAGAAGCUGCGAUAA
Messenger RNA from Acanthochromis polyacanthus (spiny chromis), 1184 nucleotides. RefSeq lists its product as uncharacterized. The transcript is spliced from 3 exons. NCBI's taxonomy places the organism in Eukaryota, Metazoa, Chordata, Actinopteri, Pomacentridae. Bases 183 to 1184 code for a protein of 333 amino acids. The record is from RefSeq and is a predicted model, not a curated record.